AUGGUGUACUGCGGUAAGCCAAGCAAAGGAUGCGGCGAGUGCAGGUCCAGGAAAAUCAGGUGCGACCAAGUCCGACCGGCCUGUUCGCAAUGCAACAGGGCAAAGCGGGACUGCCCUGGAUACCGGGACCAACUAUCCCUAAUGUUUCGCGACGAGAGCAAAUCGGUAGUCCGAAAGGCGGCUGCUGCCAAACAUAGGAACGAAAGAACAGAUCAAAGGGCAGAUCGAUCGUCUCGCACUGCAAUCCAAGAAAGGAAUCCUGUGCGGCCUGGGCUUACUACCGUGGUGGAGCCGGACUUUGCCUUCAGCUCCGAUCCACACCAUAUCUAUUUCAUGCAACAGCUUGGACAGUGCCCAUUGGAGAUCCAGCCGUCGCAAGAGAUUGAUACCGCCAAACAUGAAGCAAUUUGUUAUUUCUUACAAUCCAAUGCUAUUCCCGGCACUUUCUGGACUACCGACAUGGUCUCCAAGUUCUUGUCGCAGACCGGGGGUCCUGCAAGCCAGAAAGCCAUGCAGGCUAGCGUGGUGGCUACUGCCACGGCUAUGCUUUCCCGAGUCAGAGGGCUGCCGUCGCUAAAGGAGGUAGCCCAUCGGGAGUAUGGAUCCGCUUUAAGAUUGCUUAACUCCGCUUUAGCCGAUAUCAAUGAAGCGAAGACCAAUCAGACCUUGGGUACAGUCGUGCUGCUUGCCAUAUAUGAAGUAGUCACAUCAAGAUCCCCAGAGCAUAUUGACAGUUGGACCAACCAUAUCAAUGGUGCGGCGGCCCUACUUGACCUCCGCGGGACUGAUCAACUCAAGAAUGAUGCCGGUCUUCGUUUGUUCUUACACCUUCGAUAUCAGAUUGUCAUCAGUUGCUUACAACGAGACGCACGAGUACCCAAGUCACUACUGGAAUGCACGAAAGUCGCCAUGUUUCUUUGCCCAGCGGAAGCGCACGGGAAUAGACUCGUCAUGAUCAUUGGAAAACUAUCAAAUCUUCGCGCAGACAUCCGCACUGACUCCUUGAACAACGAGUGGGAAAUCAUAUCAGCAGCCUCAGCCAUUGAAGCCGAUCUGCUUGCCUGGCUAGCAGCUCUUCCUCCCGAGUUUAGCUAUACCACCCAUGUGACAUCCCCUUUUGACUCUGUCUUUCGACAGCGAUUCUGCGGCAUCUCCCCAUACGGCGAUCAAUACCACGUGUAUCCCACCCUUUGGGUCUGCAAUUCGUGGAACCAAUACCGGAGCGCUCGGAUUGUCGUCAGCGAAAUUAUUCUCUCCCACGUCCGGAAACUCUCCAAUAGUUCCUCUCUAUCCUCACUGUCUGACGAGUUUCGCCUACAAUACAGAACGCUGCGAUCAACGAUCCGGCGGUUGGCCGUGGAAAUCUGUCGCACCGUUCCCUUUCAUUUCAACGCCCAUCAGGCACACAGUGAGCGCAACCUCCCACCACCCGAAAGCUACAUGGGGGGUCUUGUGCUCCUCUGGCCCCUGUUUGUAGCUGGUAUCGUCGAGAAACCGGGGCAUGCGCUGCGCCGUUGGGUGAUCAAGUGCCUAGAAAUGAUUGGAAACACAAUGGGUCUUGACCAGGCACUGGCGGUCGCAGACAUUGUUGCAGCUGACCCUGGAGUCUUACAUUCUGUGACUGAGGAAGAAGACCCUCUCAUUUAUAUGUCCGAUGCACCCGAUCCAAUCAGCCCAUUAAGGAAGCACAUUUGCUUCGAGGGUUUAAGAUGA
Molecule: messenger RNA, 1713 nt
Organism: Penicillium paradoxum
Lineage: Eukaryota; Fungi; Ascomycota; Eurotiomycetes; Eurotiales; Aspergillaceae
Product: Zn(II)2Cys6 transcription factor
Exons: 3
Coding region: 1-1713 (570 amino acids)
Biological process (GO): regulation of DNA-templated transcription
Molecular function (GO): zinc ion binding; DNA-binding transcription factor activity, RNA polymerase II-specific
Source: RefSeq, a predicted model, not a curated record